Physeter macrocephalus (sperm whale) is the source of this 1613-nucleotide messenger RNA. RefSeq names its product coiled-coil domain containing 78 (gene CCDC78). The record is from RefSeq and is a predicted model, not a curated record. The transcript is spliced from 14 exons. The coding region runs from base 83 to 1486 and encodes 467 amino acids. Lineage: Eukaryota; Metazoa; Chordata; Mammalia; Artiodactyla; Physeteridae. Gene Ontology annotation, cellular component: cytoplasm.
CAACACAAACCACCGUGUUGCAGCAACAGGCCAGUAGUCGAGGCGGCACCAGGCUUGGGGCAGCCCAGAGUCCCUUUUGUCUAUGGAGUAUGUGGCAGCCCCAGGCCCCAGCCCAGGGGCCCCACCUCGGGCCACCAAGAAUGUUCUGCCGCGGGCCGAGACCUGGCUGCCAGGAGUCCCUGGGGCUGCCCCAACCUGGGCCACCAACCUUGAGACAGAGGUUCUCUCAAAUCUAGAGCUGAGUGAGGAGCAGCGGCUGCAGGUCUGCAAGGAGCUGGUGGACCUGCAGAUCAAAACCCAUCGCCUGAAGGAGCAACAUGAGGCUGAAAUCUUCGAGCUGAAGAGUGAGGUCCUGUGGCUGGAGAGCCGGGUGCUGGAGCUAGAGCUGCACGGAGAGCAGGCAGCCCCAGCAGAAGCUGAUCCGGGGCACCGCCAGGCACUGGCACAGGAGCUUGGGCACAAGGCCUCGGGGCAAGGACACUCCAACCACCACAGACUCCAGGCACAGCCCAAGGACUUCCUGACCGCUGAGAACGAGCAGCAGAAGCUGGGGGAUGGUCCACAGCGAGAAGUAAAUCGGGCGCCAGAGCAGCACAGGGCUCGGCAACAGGCACUGGAGACGCGUGUGGCAGCCCUGGGCUGGCAGCUGCAGGGAGCCCAGGAGGAGGCCAGGACAGCUGGGCAGCAACUGUCUGCACAAGCCUUGGUAUUGUCUGCCUGCCGGGGCCAGCUCCACCAGGCUGAAGCAGAGAACGCCCGGCUGCAGCUGCAACUCAAGAAGCUGAAUGAGGAGUACGCCAUCCGACUGCAGCACUGCGCCCGAGCCGUGGCUGGGUAUGCAGAUGGUGCAAGCCCGAAGCCUGCAUCCACAGCCCUUCGGACAUUCCUGGAAACCACUCUGGAGGACAUUCGGGGGGCGCAUCACAGCCGUGAGCAACAGCUGGCCCGGGCUGCUCGCACCUACCGCAAGCGCCUGGCAGAUCUGAGCCGGAGGCACGAGGAGCUGCUGGCUACCCACAGGGCACCCAGGACCCCCAAGGCUACCUCUGGUGCAGCCACCUCAGACGUGGAGCCGCCGCCCCUGCACAUGGUCACCAAAUUCGGCCACUUGAGGGAGGACCAGGCUAGGCUGGAGAAGCAGCUCCAGAAGCUCCAGGCCCAGAAAGAACCCAGUGAAGCCUCUCAGGGGAGCCCAUUGGAGCAACAGGGCCUGGAAGCUGCAUCCUGGGCCCAGAUCCGCCAGAAGCUACAGGACUUCUCCCUUGGCACCCAGGCAGAGUUGGAAAGGGAGAGAGCACAGCUACUAGUCCGAGCCACGAUGGCUGAGGAACAACUUUCUGAGCUACAAGAGUACGUGGACCAGCACCUGGGCAGAUACAAGCAGGAGAUCCUGAGGCUGAGGAAGCUGGUGGGUACAGGGAACUCCUGGAAAGCGGGGGCCACACCUCCAGGCAAGCCGCAGCACCCAAGGACCCGCAGCCGUUAGCUGGUCAACAGAUAAACUUGGAGCAGAAUUCUUCACAGCCAGCAUGGAGCCCUCCCCACAGCACCCCCUUGGGAGAUCAUUCCACCCAGCUCAACACCCAACAAAAAUCAGGCUGGAACCCACUGAG